This is a messenger RNA of Penicillium taxi, 828 nucleotides long. RefSeq lists its product as uncharacterized. The coding region runs from base 1 to 828 and encodes 275 amino acids. The record is from RefSeq and is a predicted model, not a curated record. NCBI's taxonomy places the organism in Eukaryota, Fungi, Ascomycota, Eurotiomycetes, Eurotiales, Aspergillaceae. The transcript is spliced from 2 exons.
AUGUCAACAAACGGUUACACAGACUGUGUGGCUGGCACAUUUUAUGGAUUCGAUAACACUGAAUUCAACCCCGGCGAUGUGUUUGACUUGAAAUGGGGUGCUGUGGAUAAUGGAAGCCGACCCCUGAACAUUUCUCUUGGUCGACCAGGAGGGCAAGUGCUAGACCAGAUUGUUGCUAGGGCCAGCUUUAGCACAACUAGCAAUAUCUACAAACUGCUGAAGAACGAGACAGCUAAUUGCACGUUGGAGACCUAUAGCUGGGCUAUCCCCACAGACUUCAACACCACCGACCCAGAAUAUCAGCUUGGACUGUUCGAUGGCGAAGUUGAUCUCGGCGAAGAUGGUAUCGAUGAUUAUGGUUGGAUAUCUUGGAGUCCGGAUUUCUACGUCCGAGAUGAGUCGAGCACGACCUCAGUAUCCAGUUCCACAGUCACUGGAUUGGUGACAAGCACUGCGACAGGCACCGCGACAGGCACCGCGACAGACACCGCGACAGACACCGUUGCGACAAAAAACAUUACACCCGCGAUAUCUUCCUCUUCCUCUUCCUCUUCCUCUUCAUCAUCUUCCUCCUUCUCAAAUAAUACUUCAUCUUCGAACUCGACUAAGAUUGGCGUUGGUGUCGGUGUCGGUGUUGGUGUCGCUUUGCUGAUUGUUCUGGGCUUUAUUUGGUUCCUGUAUAGGCGGAAAAAUAGUCGUAUCAACGGCGGACCUAUAGAGCUUCAGGGUGCGAGUGCAUCUGAACUUCCAACAAAGGAGCCAGUGGAAGAAUAUUUAGAAGAGCCUGCAAAGGCAAGGGUAAUACCCGGACAACAUGAGGUGGAAUAA